Truncatella angustata is the source of this 567-nucleotide messenger RNA. RefSeq lists its product as uncharacterized. NCBI's taxonomy places the organism in Eukaryota, Fungi, Ascomycota, Sordariomycetes, Amphisphaeriales, Sporocadaceae. The record is from RefSeq and is a predicted model, not a curated record. The transcript is spliced from 3 exons. The coding region runs from base 1 to 567 and encodes 188 amino acids.
AUGACACAAAAGAUUAACAAAGCUCCCCAAAAUCAAGACAGAAUCCUGAGUGGCUUAUUGAGGGACUUGCGAUCUGAAGCCUAUGCCCUCUCGGGUCAGGGCGCAAAUAUCGCAAUCGUCGUAAAGUGGAAGGGAAAGACUUGGGAACUCGAUACAGAUGCCGCAUGGACACCAAAAUUGGACGAUGCUGCUCAACAACCUGAGUCUGAUAUGGACGGAAAUGAAGAAUCGGUCAUGCCGGAAAGUUUGGUCUUCAAUUCAGCUUCUCCAAACCUGCCACCACAGCCCUUAAUGUCUCAAACCCUUGUGGAGAGCUCGGCACCCAUGAGCGACCCAAACGUCCGAGAAUCCCACACAUCCUGUUUGCCGCCUCCAUACGAACCACCUCGGUGCGGCGUGCCCAAGAACACGACAAGCUUCGUUCGACAAGCGUUCGAUCGAUGGAUUGCAUGUGGCAUUGAAAGCACAGAAGUAAGAACAUAUGUCUUUGGCGAUGAUACCACCAACACUAUGCGCCACAAACAUGACGGGGUCUUGCGCUUCCGUCAGUCCGUUACUCCGACGUGA